Chelmon rostratus (copperband butterflyfish) is the source of this 3380-nucleotide messenger RNA. RefSeq names its product t-complex 11, testis-specific-like 1 (gene tcp11l1). The transcript is spliced from 10 exons. Bases 274 to 1755 code for a protein of 493 amino acids. Gene Ontology annotation, biological process: signal transduction. The record is from RefSeq and is a predicted model, not a curated record. NCBI's taxonomy places the organism in Eukaryota, Metazoa, Chordata, Actinopteri, Chaetodontiformes, Chaetodontidae.
CCCGUCAGAGGAGGCUACGACGUUAAAAAGCUCGAGUUUUCUGGGAUGAAACAAAGCCUUCACUCUGUUGAAGACGGUUUCUGGCAGCGGUGAAGUUGUGAAUGCAUUUGUAAUAGUGAUAAUUACGAUGGUGGGUUUUGAAGGAGUAGCUGUGUCAUAAGGUUUUUGUUUACAGCGAGUCGUGUUCACGCUGACUAAAGCUAACGUUUGAUAAGUUCAGCUUCACAGCUAGCCCAUCUCUCUCCUCGGUGCUGCCGACUACAAGACCUGAGCAUGCCAAAGGAGGCAGACCACCUUGAGGGUGGAGGAGACAAGGAGUCAAAGGAGGAGAGGACGCAGGAUGCUUCUGAAGAGACAGUGAGGAAGCGGGUCCGGGCAAAUACUCCAAGUCCACAUAGAGGGAACACUCCUCAAGUCUCUGUUGAGGAGCUGAUGGAGACGGCUAGAGGAGUCACCAACAUGGCUUUGGCCCAUGAAAUAAUGGUUAACCAUGCUUUUCAAGUCAAACCAGCAGAGCUUCCUGAGGGGAGUUUGGAGCGCAGAGUGAAGGAGAUCGUGCACAAAGCAUACUGGGAUUGCUUGGAAGCUCAGUUGAAGGAGGAUCCACCUACGUAUGGACAUGCCAUUAAACUGCUGGCUGAGAUCAGAGAGACACUGCUGUCUUUCUUGCUGCCAGGCCACAGUCGUCUGCGCUUCCAUAUUGAGGAGGUUCUGGACUUACCUCUAAUUCAGCAGCAGACUGAGAAUGGAGCACUUGACCUAAGUCGAUUGUCCCAGUUUAUCGUUGGGAUGAUGGGCUCCCUCUGCGCCCCCUGUAGAGAUGAGGACGUGAAUAAACUAAAGGAGAUCACCGAUAUUGUGCCUCUGCUCAAGGCGAUACUCUCUGUGCUGGACCUGAUGAAGGUGGACAUGCUUAACUUUGCCAUCAGCAGCAUCAGGCCUCAUCUGAUGCAGCAGUCAGUUGAGUAUGAAAGGAGCAAGUUCCAGGAGUUUCUGGAGAAACAACCAAAUGCCUUAGACUACACUGAGAAGUGGCUUGAGGACACAGUGAGAUGCCUGAGAGAGGCUGCAGCGGAUGGUUCUAGUGCUGCCUCAUCUGACCCUCCCUCACUCAUCCCCCUUAAUGUCCAUAAUCAAGCUUAUUUACGCCUACUGAGGUGGGACCACGACUCAGACCUCUUCCCAGAGACAGUGUUGAUGGAUCAGGCUCGGUUCCAGGAGAUGCAGCAGGAGGUUGAGCAGUUAGUUCUGCUCUCCUCUGUGCUCCUCGUUGUCUACACUACCACAGGGGAGGCUAUCUCAGGCCUGCCAGGCCUGAUGGAGACUCUUAAAAACACUGUCAAUGUCAUGCUUGCAGACAUGCACACACCGUCUUUUAGUGAACAGGAGGCCUUAACGACCAUCGGGGAGAAACUGUGUUUUGAGCUGAGUCAGUGUUUAAGCCAACAUGGCUACUCUCCAUUUUCAGCUGACCGAAAGAGCUCUCUGAUGGGACAAAUCUCAGCCACCAUCCAGCCGGACAACGCGGUCCGCAAGCUGAUGGGCUCUCGGGUUCAGAGCUACCUCCUGGCUGCCCUGGAGUUCAGUCAACAUAAGACCCCUCCUCCUCUCCCAGGGGGUCUUGUUCCAGUAGGCAGGGAGCUGAAGGAGCUUGCUGUGCGCUUCAGCCGCCUUGUCAACUACAACAAGCUUGUCUUCUCCCCGUUCUACCAAAAGGUUCUCGAUAAAAUACUGUCAGGAGGGGGAAGUCCCUAAACACUGAAAUAUGGAGUAGGAGCCAUGUGAAGAGUGCUCUGUACUGUAGUUUUACCAUUUCCCCUCACUAGUAAUGGAUGAUUUAGAGAAUGGAGUUGAGCAAGGUGAUCUGCAUUCAGCAGAUAAAGCCAGCUCCCACAGAGAGUGCACCUUAUGCCAACCUAAUCAAAAGCAUUGGCUACCAUCCAUGCUGUAUCAACUCACAGUGUUGCUUAUUUGAUAAAACCUCAGGCCUCAUAAUUGUGUCCUUACAAUAGCCAUCUCACAUUGAGUUAUUUUCAGUAUUACUAGCAGGCUUGGGUAUUGUUGGAUAUCUGAUCCAAAACAAUACUUGUGUUUUAGAACCCAUACUAGAACAAUAGUUGGACUUGUGUACGAUUACCAUUAUUUGCAGAGUAUAAACACAUUUCUUUCUACAAAAAAACUGUGGUUAGGUACAUUAGAAAAUAACAACUAUGACUCUAAAAUAUACGAUUAAAGAUCAACAAUUCAACAACAAGUCGACAAUACAAAGGAUCACAGCCUUUAUCAAAUGUCUCAGAGUAGGAAGUCAGUCCUCAUCUUACUAAAGUGGAAGGAACAUCUAUGUUUGACUCUCCUUUAAUUUUCUUGACAGCCAUCCAUCCAAUCAUGUCGCCCUGCAGAGCCAGAGAGCCCGCACACUUCUAGACACAGCAGUUUCAGACCCACAGUUUAACAUGUACGCAUGCCUGAGUUUAAACGACAGUCAGUGACUAUGUUAUACCCAGCGCCUUUUAGAGAGAAGAUCAAGGUUAACCCUCUCUGUGAAUGGUGCUGGUUAUACUGAGCAUGGCAGCAGCUAAUUUGCUUUGUCUGCAAAGACAAGGAUUUCACUUGACUUUAGGCUUCCUUUCUCAGAAAUGUCUGAAUAAUUUGCCCUCCACAACAGCAGGUGGUGCUCUGAGUAAAUUUAAAUGUGACAUUCUGCAGUUAGUUGUUGUUACUGUAGUGUGUUUUAUCACACUUCUUAUGCUUACUCCAUAAGAGCAGAACAUUAUUUUGUAGUCGUUGUCUAGAUGCCCUCUGGAACUGGAUAUUUUGUUCAUUUAAUGAAAAUGGUCCAGUAUAUUAACCACUUAAACACCAUGACAGCAUUUACUAAUACACCCUGCUGGUGUUCCCUAAUAAAGAAGAAACACAAGGAAGAGGAGGACGCAUUUUAUGGAUAAUCUUCCUGACAAUAUUUCUGACCAGUGAGAGAACAGCUGGCUUGCACAUGGCAUUUGGUUUCAACUUUUGGACUGCUCUUAUAUGAUGCAGUGUGAACACAAACAAACCAAGGGGCAAAUGCAACAAUUGUAUCUUAUUAGUACCUGAAUCGGAACAAAGCAAACAAACUACAAGCCUGAAAAACACCUCAAGUCACCACCCUUAGUCAAGUGUUCUCCAACAGAACGUGUGUGUCUCUGCCUGACCGACAUCUGUCAAACACCUGUGGAGCUCUCCUGAAUAUGGCAGACAUAGGAGUUAUUUGCCAAGUUAAGAUAAGACCUUAAAGGAUAACUUUCGUUUUUUACAACCUGGACUUUAUUUGUAGCAAUUUGUGAAAAAUAACAGUCGCAAACUACAGCUAAAGUAGCCGACCGCCGCAGAGUUAGCCGUGU